Caenorhabditis remanei is the source of this 786-nucleotide messenger RNA. RefSeq lists its product as uncharacterized. The transcript has 3 exons. NCBI's taxonomy places the organism in Eukaryota, Metazoa, Nematoda, Chromadorea, Rhabditida, Rhabditidae. Gene Ontology annotation, biological process: L-serine biosynthetic process; dephosphorylation. Bases 1 to 786 code for a protein of 261 amino acids. The record is from RefSeq and is a predicted model, not a curated record. Gene Ontology annotation, cellular component: cytoplasm. Gene Ontology annotation, molecular function: magnesium ion binding; L-phosphoserine phosphatase activity.
AUGAUUCGUGUUGCUCUGCCAACAUCAGCCGCAGCGAUUCCCAGAUCCAUCUCAACAUCGGCCAGUGAAACCAUAUCUAAAAACCAGGAAGAAGAAAUUAGAAGAAUUUGGCGAAAGGCGGAAGCAGUAUGUUUCGAUGUCGAUUCUACAGUAUGCCAAGAUGAGGGAAUCGAUGAACUGGCUGCCUACCUGGGCGUCGGUGAAGCCGUCGCCAAUGUGACUCGAACGGCGAUGAACGGCAACGCCCGCUUCAGAGAUGCUCUUGCUGCCCGUCUCCAAGUUAUGAAACCAAACAAUCAACAACUAGAGCAAUUCGUGAAUAUCACAAAACCAAAGUUGACCGUCGGAAUUCGAGAACUGGUCGGUCGUCUUCAUGCACGCGGAACUCACGUCUAUCUCGUUUCUGGGGGAUUCAGAAGACUCAUACUCCCUGUCGCCGAACUUCUCGGCAUCGAAAAAUCCCGAAUCUAUGCCAAUGAAAUCCUUUUCGAUAAGCAGGGUAACUAUCACGGAUUCGACACUUCUGAAUUGACAAGUGAUUCUGGUAGCAAAGAAACUGGAAAACCAGCGGUCAUCGCAUUGCUCAAAAAGAAGUUCCAAUACAAAACAGUCGUGAUGGUUGGUGAUGGAGCCACAGACGUUGAAGCAGCUCCACCAGCUGAUGCUUUUAUCGGAUUCGGUGGAAAUGUGGUUAGAGAAGGAGUGAAAGCCCGUGCCAAGUGGUAUGUGACCGACUUCGAUGUAUUGCGGAAGGAUCUUGAGCAUGAUGACUCGGAUGACGAAUAA